AUGGAAGCAGAGGUGGACUCGCUGCGUAUCCUGCUCUAUUCGGUCAUCUUCCUCCUCAGUGUGUUGGGCAACCUGCUCAUUAUCGUGGUCCUGGCAGUCAACAAGCGCAUGAGGACGGUCACCAACUCCUUCCUGCUAUCGCUGGCAGUCAGCGACCUGAUGAUGGCCAUCUUCUGCAUGCCCUUCACCCUCAUCCCCAACCUCCUGGAGGACUUCAUCUUUGGACCCGCCAUGUGCAAGAUAGUGGUCUACCUCAUGGGUGUAUCCGUGAGCAUCUCCACCUUCAGCCUGGUUGCCAUAGCGAUCGAGCGCUACAGCGCCAUCUGCAACCCACUGAAGUCGCGGGCGUGGCAGACCCGUUCCCAUGCCUACCGGGUGAUCGCCGCCACCUGGCUCCUGUCCUUCAUGAUCAUGACCCCCUACCCCGUGUUCAGCCACCUGAAGCACGUCCCCCUAAAGGACAACAUCACCAUCGCACGCAUGUGUCGCCACAUCUGGCCCUAUCCAGAGGUGGAGCAGACCUGGAACAUGAUGUUGCUGCUUACGCUCUUUGUUGUUCCGGGGGUGGUGAUGAUUGUGGCCUAUGGACUCAUCUCCAGAGAGCUGUACCGGGGAAUCCAGUUUGAGAUGGUUCAGAAGACAUCAUCCCCCGGUCUAAAGAACGGCCUGACCACCACCGGGGCUUGUGGCAGCGACGACGGUGAUGGAUGCUACGUCCAGCUCGCUAAGCGACCGCGCUCCAUGGAGAUGUCCACUCUGACAUCAUCGACGGCAACCGCGUCCAAAUUGGAGCGUCCCCGCAGCAACACCUCGGAGGCCAAGCUCUUGGCCAAGAAGCGCGUGAUCCGGAUGCUGGUGGUGAUUGUUGCUCUGUUCUUCCUGUGCUGGUUGCCCCUCUACUGCGCCAACACUUGGAAGGCUUUCCACCCCGUCUCUGCCCGCCGUGCCCUCUCUGGUGCCCCCAUCUCCUUCAUCCACCUCCUGUCCUACACCUCAGCCUGUGUCAACCCCAUCACCUACUGCUUCAUGAACACACGCUUCCGCACGGCGCUGCUCGCCACCUUCGCCUGCUGCUGCCGCCCGCCCUGCCGACACAGACGCCACGCGCUGCGGGAUGGAGAGGAGGACGCCAUGGCUAUGGGGGUGUCCAUGUCCAAAUUUAGUUACACCACGGUCAGCACUAUGGGGACGUGCUGAGGGAGGAACCAUUGACUGACUGGGGGACGAGGGGAACAUGGGGGGACAUGGGGGGAAACCAGAGA
Messenger RNA from Salvelinus sp. IW2-2015, 1262 nucleotides. The record is from RefSeq and is a predicted model, not a curated record. Lineage: Eukaryota; Metazoa; Chordata; Actinopteri; Salmoniformes; Salmonidae.